AUGGUCGUCAACAUCACCGCCGAAGAUCCCCAGCCCACCAUCCACAGCCACAUCAAUGGUACCACCAACGAGAUUCUCGAUCGGCUCUGCGUGACCGAGCUUCUCAAAGGCUGGCCGGUAUACCGAGACGCCUCCGAAUGGGCCCAUUACCGUAACUGCUUCGCCGAGCAGGCGUACAUCUUCACAACCUGGAGCGGCGGUAUGCCCAUCGAUGAAUUCAUCGAAGUCUCCAAGAAGGGCCGGCGCAAUGGGGACCACAUUAUGCACCGCGAGAACGGCACCCUCGUCGAGCUCAACCCGGCGACCGGCCGCGCCGUGGGCAAGAUGAAGGCCACCAUCACCCAGCGCUUCGUGUUCAACGGGGUGGAGUGUGACGUCGAAUGCGACUGUCGCUUUAUCAUGUGGUGCCAGAAGGAUCCGGCGGGCUGGAAGGUGCACUACAAGCGUCUGUUCUACGAGAAGGACAAGAUCCUGCCCGUCGACGGCAAGAAUGUCCCCGAGUUUUCGGCGGAGGAAUUGGCGCCGUACCCUUAUGGGUAUCGGUAUCUGGGCGCGGCGCAGGCCCGGCUGGGCCAUAAGAUCAAGCUGGACUUGCCGACGAUGGAGGAUAAUGAGAAGUUCCGCGGCAUGUACGAGGCCAUGGAGGAGUGGCUGAGAGGGGAGGAUAUCAAGCAGACGUUGGGGAUUCCGCUGUGA
Messenger RNA from Aspergillus aculeatinus CBS 121060, 696 nucleotides. RefSeq names its product nuclear transport factor 2 family protein. The record is from RefSeq and is a predicted model, not a curated record. Bases 1 to 696 code for a protein of 231 amino acids. NCBI's taxonomy places the organism in Eukaryota, Fungi, Ascomycota, Eurotiomycetes, Eurotiales, Aspergillaceae. The transcript has 2 exons.